Messenger RNA from Phyllostomus hastatus (greater spear-nosed bat), 1288 nucleotides. RefSeq names its product N-acetyllactosaminide beta-1,6-N-acetylglucosaminyl-transferase-like. Gene Ontology annotation, cellular component: membrane. The record is from RefSeq and is a predicted model, not a curated record. NCBI's taxonomy places the organism in Eukaryota, Metazoa, Chordata, Mammalia, Chiroptera, Phyllostomidae. Gene Ontology annotation, molecular function: acetylglucosaminyltransferase activity. The transcript has 4 exons. Bases 57 to 1013 code for a protein of 318 amino acids. Gene Ontology annotation, biological process: transforming growth factor beta receptor signaling pathway.
UUUGGAAAGGACUUACACAUUUUCACCAUCUUUGAAAUCUCUCUCAUCUUUGAGGCAUGUCUUCUUCGAUGCGGUACUUCUUUAUAGUCUCUGUCUCUUGUGUGAUCAUUUUUAUCGUGCUGUAUGUGUUCAGUUUUGGGGGAGAGCAGAGUUUCCAGAGGCUGAAUAAUUCAGACACUCUACUGCUGACUCAAGUUUGCACAUCCUUUUUCAAAGGCAAAACCCCUUUCCUGUGGAGAAACAAACUAAUGAUAUAUGAGAAGUCUUCUUGCAAAGAAUACCUGACCCAGAGCCACUAUAUCACAGCCCCUUUAUCCAAAGAAGAGGCUGAGUUUCCUUUGGCAUAUAUAAUGGUCAUCCAUCACAAUUUUAAUACCUUUGCAAGGCUCUUCAGAGCUAUUUACAUGCCACAGAAUGUCUACUGUGUUCAUGUGGAUGAAAAGGCGACAGUUGAAUUUAAAGAUGCAGUGGAGCAAUUACUGAACUGCUUCCCAAAUGCUUUUCUGGCUUCCAAGAUGGAGCCAGUUGUCUAUGGUGGGAUUUCCAGGCUCCAGGCUGACCUGAACUGCAUCAAAGAUCUUGUGGCCUCGGAGAUCCCAUGGAAGUACGCCAUCAACACCUGUGGGCAAGAUUUCCCCCUGAAAACCAACAAGGAAAUAGUUCAGUAUCUGAAAGGAUUUAAAGGGAAAAACAUUACCCCUGGGGUGUUGCCUCCAGCUCAUGCAAUUGGCCGGACUAAAUAUGUCCACCGAGAGCACCUGGGCAAAGAGCUGUCCUAUGUGAUAAGAACCACAGCUCUGAAACCACCUCCUCCCCAUAAUCUCACCGUUUACUUUGGCUCUGCCUAUGUUGCUCUAUCAAGAGAAUUUUCCAACUUUGUUCUCCAUGACCCACGGGCUGUUGAUUUGCUCCAGUGGUCCAAAGACACUUUCAGUCCUGAUGAACAUUUCUGGGUGACGCUCAAUAGGAUUCCAGGUCAGUCUUCUAAAGAAUGUACAGAGGGAAGAUGCUGACAAAUUAUUUAUCCAAGUUCAUCCUCAGAGCACUGGAGUUCAGAAACUUGCACUGUGCCACACUUUUGGUGUUUCCUGAGGGCCAAAUGCUGUGACGUGAAAGGCACUGUGAGGACUGAACUUCUGCUCAACAAGACUUCUCCCCAUAACAGCUGGGCCGAUUGUCUUCAAAGAGCUGAUUUGAGAGGUGUCCCUGGCUCCAUGCCAAAUGCAUCAUGGACUGGUAACCUCAGAGCCGUCAAGUGGAUUGACAUGGAAGAUAAACACGGAGGUUG